CGGCGUUGGAGAAGUUCGGUCCCGAAAAAUUGGACGAGAUCGAUGGCGACGAAGUGGCCGAUGAUGGAAGCGGCUUUACGUUGCAGGAAGUGCUGCGGCUCGGGGGGACGAAGGUGAGAUGGCGGGAGCCCCUGAAGAGCAAGAUUAUAUCAUGCUUGCUUCUUUGGAUGAGACAGAAGAACUUGUUGAUGGUGGCAAAAAAGGAGCAAUUGAUGAUCUAAAUCAAGGUGAACUGGAGACAUUUAUAAACUCAUUGGGUGUGAGCAAAUAUUCAAAGACAUUUCUGCUGGCAGAAGAAGAAGGAACAGUGGUGGAGAGUGAAGGAAAACCACAAAAGAAAGAGAGAGCUAGCCAAAAGGAAGUAAACAUAAAUACGGUAGGGAAAAAAGAAAACCAAGUGAAAGAGAGCAAAGGAAAGACACAGUCAAGUGAUGCCAAAGACAGUAAGAAAAAGUCAGUUCCUGCUACUGAUAAGACUGUGUUGCCAGAAAAAAAGAAAGAAAAGGAAGAAACUUUUCAGUUUCAUGAGCGGCAGGUAUUGCUGAUAAAACCAGGAGGCAAAUGGUAUGAUUUGGAGUAUACAAAUGAACUUUCUACUGAAACCCCAAAUUUGUCUCUUGCAUCCAAGUAUAAAACUUUAGCUCAAAAACUGUACCAACAGGAGGCAGACCUUUACAAGAAUAAGACAAAUCUGCAGAAAGGAUCAUCAUCAGCCUGGAUAAAAACAGUAGUGUCAUCAGGUACUCUUGCUGACAGAAUGGCUGCCAUGACCCUUCUUAUCCAAGAUGCUUCUGUCCAUUCACUUGAGUUUAUAGAGACCCUGGUGAAUCUGAUCAAAAAGAAAGGCAGCAGGAGACAGAGCUUAAUGGCCUUGGAUACAUUCAAAGAGCUUUUGAUGACACAUCUCUUACCAGACAAUCGUAAGCUGCACACUUUCGCUCAACGUCCUUUUGGCACUCUGGAGAAGCUGUCAAGUGGCAACAGGGAUUCAAGAGACAGGCGCCUGAUACUGUGGUACUUUGAGCAUCAGCUGAAGCAUUGGGUGGCUGAAUUUGUGCAAGUGUUAGAAGCAUUGACUCAUGAUACGCUGGUAGCAACAAAGGCUCGUGCACUUGCUGUUGCUCAUGAACUUCUCUGCAACAAGUUGGAGGAAGAGAAAGCAUUUCUUGUGCAGUUGGUAAAUAAACUGGGAGAUCCUCAGAACAAGGUCGCUACCAAAGCAUCUUAUCUGCUCGAGACUUUGCUUUAUAAGCACCCCAACAUGAAAGGAGUGGUAUGUAAUGAAGUGGAGAAGCUUCUUUACAGAUCAAACAUUAGCCCUAAAGCCCAAUACUAUGCCAUUUGCUUUUUGAACCAGAUCGUUCUUAGCCACGAGGAGAGCGAGCUGGCCAACAAACUCAUAACAAUCUACUUUAGCUUUUUUCAGUCUUGCAUCAAGAAAAAAGAUGUUGAGUCCAAAAUGCUUAGUGCUCUCUUAACAGGGGUGAACCGAGCUUAUCCUUAUGCUCAGACAAGUGAUGAAAAGGUGAAAGAGCAAAUGGAUACUUUAUUUAAAGUUUUGCACCUUGUGAACUUCAACACCAGUGUCCAGGCCUUGAUGUUGCUGUUCCAAGUGAUGGACUCUAAUCAGACAGUGUCUGACCGAUAUUACACAGUCCUGUACAAGAAACUGCUGGAUCCGGGAUUAGCACUGUGUGCCAAGCAGUCGAUGUUUCUCAAUCUUGUCUACAAAUCAUUGAAGGCUGAUAUGGUAUUGCGGCGGGUGAAAGCUUUUGUGAAGCGACUGCUUCAAGUCACCUGUGGACAAAUGCCACCAUUCGCCUGUGGAGCUUUGUACCUCGUGUCCGAGGUUUUGAAAACAAAGCCAGGCUUACGAGUGCAGCUGCAGGAUCAUGUGGAAUCUGAUGAUGAAGAACAUUUUCAUGACCUUGAAGAGGAAGAAGAAAACCUUUCAAAUGCAGAUAAAAAGACAGAAAGUAAAAUAAUUGGAGAGUCUGUGAAAGCUCAUGGCUCAGGUCCAGGAGCAUCAUGGGUUCAUCACCAAAACCUAGCAGGGAGCAAGAAUGUGGGUAGCUAUGACCCAUUUCAUCGAAAUCCUUCAUACUGUGGAGCUGAUAGGACAAGUUUCUGGGAACUGAAAAAGCUUUCGGAACACUUUCAUCCAUCUGUGGCUCUCUUUGCAAAAACUAUCCUAGAGGGCAAUUACAUUGAAUACUCCGGUGACCCCCUACAAGAUUUCACACUAAUGAGAUUCUUGGAUCGCUUUGUGUACAGAAAUCCCAAAGCACAUAAAGGCAAAGAGAAUACCAGCAGCGUGGUAAUGCAGCCAAAGAAGAAACAGUCUUUGCGUGAUGUGCGAAAUCUUGCUGUGAACAGCAAAGAGUUUCUUGCACAAGAUGAAAGCAGAAUCCCAGUGGAUGAAAUCUUUUUUCACAGAUUUUAUAAAAAGUGGGACAUGGAGAAGCAGAAACGGAAACUUGUGGGAGAUGCUGAAAGUGUGGAAGAUGUGGACGAUGAUGAAUUUGAAAGAGCAUUGGAUUCAUUUGAGCAGGAUAGUUAUUAUGACACAAUUGACAAGGAUGACCUUAAUUUUGCUGGUAAUAUAAAAAGCAAAACAGGUAAGAAAAGUCAAACUGAUGAAGUAGACUUGGAAGAUUCAGAUGAGUUUGAUGACCUUGAUGAUGAGGAAGUCUCUCUGGGUAGUAUGGAUAGAGACUUUGGAGAAGAACUUGAUGAAGAGGGAGGAACUUUCAUGGAUGUUGCAGAUGACAACAACAGUCCAGAUGAAAAUGAAGAGGAUGAGGUCAAGCCUGUCAAUAGUAAGAAAGGCAAAAGAAAAAAAGAAAUGGAUUUUGCUGGAUCAAUUAAAGGAUCAAAGGACAGCAAGAAAAGGAAACUCGGAGAUACUGGCAUGCUUGCUGCUGCAGAAGAAUUUGGUUAUUUGCUGGAUGAAAAUGUUGGAUCCAAGUUUGACAGUAUUGGGAUCAACGCAAUGGCUAACACAGAUAAUGCAAAUUUCAAGCAGCUCAGAUGGGAAGCAGAGCGUGACAGAUGGAUUCACAAUAAAGAUGUGAAAAGUAUCAUCAAACAGAAGAAGAAAUUCAAGCACAAAACACUGAAAAAUAAAAAAGGCAAAAAGACCAAAACAUAAAUAUAUAUUUUUAUAUAAACUUAAGUUUAUUCUGUUUACUUACUUCUAAUUUUUGCUGCUUAACCACGCAUCUUGAUCUGUUUCUCUUAUCCCAUAGUUACCAGACCAUUCAUUGCAUUUGUAAUAAACUGUGAAGAUACAAAGGA
Hemicordylus capensis (graceful crag lizard) is the source of this 3297-nucleotide messenger RNA. It is a transcript of the gene CEBPZ, whose product is annotated as CCAAT enhancer binding protein zeta. Gene Ontology annotation, cellular component: nucleus. The coding region runs from base 119 to 3151 and encodes 1010 amino acids. The transcript is spliced from 16 exons. The record is from RefSeq and is a predicted model, not a curated record. NCBI's taxonomy places the organism in Eukaryota, Metazoa, Chordata, Lepidosauria, Squamata, Cordylidae.